This is a messenger RNA of Tetrahymena thermophila SB210, 9243 nucleotides long. Its product is annotated as transmembrane protein, putative. NCBI's taxonomy places the organism in Eukaryota, Ciliophora, Oligohymenophorea, Hymenostomatida, Tetrahymenidae. Gene Ontology annotation, biological process: reciprocal meiotic recombination. Gene Ontology annotation, molecular function: double-stranded DNA binding. The record is from RefSeq and is a predicted model, not a curated record. The transcript is spliced from 9 exons. Gene Ontology annotation, cellular component: nucleus.
AUGAGUCUUUUAUUUUUAGAUAUGUUUGGAAUAGGCAUAGGUUUGCGUUAUAUGAAUAAACAUGAAUAUUAAACUUGCUUUGGUGUUGGAGUAACUAUUAUUAUAGGCUGCAUUUUAGCUAUUUAAAUAUUCUUAAUAGGAUAAGAGGUUAUUUUUAAAACGAAUCCUGAAGUUGUUUAUGCUGAACGAUUUGUUGCUAGUCCUGCUAGGUUUAACAUUACAAGGAAAACACUUAAUUUUGCUUUCGGGGCUUAGUUUCCUGGUAAUUUUUCAUAGUUCAUAGAUGAAACUAUUUAUACUGUUGAUGCUAAUCAAGUUACUAUGGAGAAAAAAUAUAAUUAAUCUAGUGGGGAAUAUUAUUAAGAGUGGAAAACUCUUCCUAUAGGAAUUCAUCCUUGCACUUCAAAUGAUUUUGAAAUAUAAGAUUCGAUUGAUUAUUUUAAUAAAUUGGCCGGAGUCUCGAAUAUGUAUUGCCUUGAUUAUGAUAGUUAAAAUUUAUUUAUUGAAGGGAAUUUUGAUUAAGACUAAUUUGGCAUUAUAUAAAUUAAUUUUAAGAUGUGUUAAGGAAAACCUUAUUGCAGAAAUACUGAUGAAAUAUAAUAAGCACUAACAAAUUCUUAUAUCGCUCUUUACACAAAUGAUCUUAUUGUAAAUCCUAAAAAUAUAAACCCAUUUUCUAUAAUAUCAAGAGACAUGUAUUGGAGUACUAAUCCUAUUUAUCCAAAAGAUACGUCUCUCUAUUUCAGAAAUAUCUAUUUUGAAACUGAUAAUGGCUUAAUUUUUUAAGAUAUUGAAGUUUAGAAACAAACUUAGCUUAGCUAUACUUAUGAACAAGUAAUUUUUGGAGAAACUGAUUAUUUUUUUUCUAUGACUUUAAGAUUUGAAAAAGCAAAGGAGUCAAUUUAUCACCGCAAGUACAAAAAGCUAGAAAGUAUUCUUGCUGAGAUUGGAGGUAUCGCUAAAGCAUUGGCUAUGAUUGGAUUUAUUAUUUGUGUUCCUAUAAAUCAAUUAAAACUUUACAAUAAGCUUUCUAAUUCUGUUUUUAAAUACUCCAAAAAUACUCAUCAAAAACAUGAAGAAAAUUAAAGUCCUAACUAAAAAUUAGAUGGUCAAACUAUUAUUUAAAUUAUGUAAGCAAAAAAUGAGCAGAACAACAAAUACAAAUUGGUUGAUCUUAAAAAUUAAAGUGUUGAUUAGAUUUAAACUUAAAAAUAAUUAGAUGAUUUAAAUUAGACCUUAAAUAAUUAAACUUUAACUAAUAUACCAUAAAGUAUUGGAUAGAUUUGUAAAAACUAAAUUUUAUCGCAAAAUAAUAUUAAAGGACUGCAAACGGAAACAAAAGUUAGAUCAGAAGUACUUUUUAAACCAAUUAAUCAGUCAAACAUAAAAUCUAAUGUAAUAAGUGGAAGAUAAUUUAAAGUAGAACCAUUAGAUAUUACUCAUUUGUAACAUAAAAAAAAUCAAUUUCAAGAUGUAAGUGAGUUUAAUUUGGUUAAAAUUUCUAAAUAAGCUAAUAAAGCAAAUUAAAAUAAUUAAAAGAGACUUUAAAAUGAGAAAGAGCUUUAAAUAAUAAAGGAUUAAUGUAGCUUAAAGGAUACUGAAAUACAUAAAAUAGAUGAUGAAUUUAAAGAAUUAUUUACUUUAGACAAUCCUUAAAGUCAAAAUGAUGAGAAAUUAUAACUAAAAUGGUCUGAUUAUUUAAGGUAUUAUCUUUGGCCAUUUGGGAGUUUUGCUAAAAAGAAAAAGUAAAUUGAUUACUCUGUAGAGAAGAUUUACUAGCAUCUGGAUAUAAUUUAUAUAGUUAAGAAAUUAUUAGAGUUUGAAAAGGUUAAAUAGGUUUUGCUGAAUGAUGAUUAAAGAAAGCUCAUUUAAUUCUUCCCAAAACCACUUAUUGAUGUAGAAGACAUUUCAUAAGAAAAAGAAUAGGAAAAGAAAAUACGUCAAUCUCAAAAAUAAUUGUAAAAACUUAAAUAAAAGAAAUAAAAAAUAAAUUUACUUAAUGACCUUCAAAUAGAUGAAAAGUAAAGAGCUUAAGAAGCUGUUCAAUCACUUUAAAAUAUAAUAAAGCAAUAAUAUUUAUCUGAAGUUGAUAAGAAAAUCAUAGAAAUGCUUGAUGAUUCAAUUUUUUAAAAUAUUUGUGGUAAUUAUGAAUGGUUUAAGCAGCAAUAGAAUCCAUAAGAAAUGAAAUUAAUCAAAUAGAUAGAUUAAGAUAACACCUAGACAUUAAGUAAUUAAAAUAUUAAUAAACUAGAUAGUAAUGACUCUUAAGUCUAAAAAAUUUAAAAUGAAUAAAAAGAUUUUCAAAGUUAUUUAAGUAAGUCUCAAGAUACUUCUUUUGAUAAAUAAAUGCCAAGCGAGGGAAGAAAAUCAUAAGAGUUUACAAGUUUACCUCAAAUAAAAAUGUAAGUAAUGAACAAAGGUUUCCUAAUUCUUUAUAGCUAGUUAAUUAUCAUGAGUCUUUUAUUUUUAGAUAUGUUUGGAAUAGGUAUAGGUUUGCGUUAUAUCAAUAAAAAUUAAUAUCAAACUUGUUUUGGUGUAGGAGUAACUAUUAUUAUAGGCUGCAUUUUAGCUGUUUAAAUAUUCCUAAUAGGAUAAGAGGUUAUUUUUAAAACGAAUCCUGAAGUUAUUUAUGCUGAAAGAUUUGUAGCUAGCCCUGCUAGAUUUAACAUAACAAGGAAAACACUUAAUUUAGCUUUUGGGGCUUAGUUUCCUGGUAAUUUUUCAUAGUUCAUUGACGAAUCUAUUUAUACUGUUAACGCUAAUCAAAUUAAUAUGUAGAAAAAAUAUAAUUAAUCUAGUGGAGAGUAUUAUUAAGAGUGGAACACUCUUCCUAUAGGAAUUCAUCCUUGCACUUCAAAUGAUUUUGAAGAAUAAGAUUCUAUUGAUUAUUUUAAUAAAUUGGUUGGAGUAUAAAAUAUGUAUUGUCUAGAUUAUGAAAGUUAAAAUUUAUUUAUUGAAGGAAAUUUUGAUUAAGACUAAUUUGGUUAUAUCUAAAUUAAAUUUAAGAUAUGUUAAGGAAAACCUUAUUGCAAAAAUACUGAUGAAAUAUAAAAAGCACUUAUAAAUUCUUAUAUCGCUCUUUACACAAAUGAUGUUAUUGUAAAUCCUAAAAAUGUAAACCCAUUUUCUAUCAUAUCAAGAGACAUGUAUUGGAGUACUAAUCCAAUUUAUCCAAAAGAUACGUCUCUAUAUUACAGAAAUAUCUAUUUUGAAACUGAUAAUGGCUUAAUUUUUUAAGAUAUUGAAGUUUAGAAACAAACUUAGCUUAGCUAUACUUAUGAACAAGUAAUUUUUGGAGAAACUGAUUAUUUUUUUUCUAUGAUUCUAAGAUUUGAAAAAGCAAAGGAGUCAAUAUAUCACCGCUAGUAUAAAAAGAUAUAAAGCAUUCUUGCUGAGAUUGGAGGUAUCGCUAAAGCAUUAGCUAUGAUUGGAUUCAUUAUUUGCGUUCCAAUAAAUCAAUUAAAACUUUACAAUAAACUUUCUAAUUCUGUUUUUAAAUACUCCAAUAAUACUCAUCAAAAACAUGAAGAAAAUUAAUUUCCUAACUAAAAAGUAGAUGGCCAAACUAUUAUCUAAAUUAUGUAAGCAAAAAAUGAGCAGAGCUACAAAUAUAAAUUGGCUGAUCUUAAAAAUUAAAGCAUUGAUUAGAUUUAAACAUAAAAAUAAAUAGAAGAUUUAAAUUAGACCUUAAAUAAUUAAACAUUAACUAAUAUACCAUAAAGUAUUGGCUAGAUUUGUAAAAACUAAAUUUUAUCGCAAAAAAAUAUUAAAGGACUGCAAACGGAAACAAAAGUUAGAUCAGAAAUACAUUUUAAGCCAAUUAAUCAGUAAAACAUAAAAUCUAAUAUAAUAAGUGGAAGAUAAUUUAAAGUAGAACCUUUAGAUAAUAGUCAUUUGUAACAUAAUAAAAGUCAAUUUCAAGAUGUAAGCGAUUUUAAUUUGUUUAAAAUUUCUAAAUAAACUAAUAAAGUAAAUCUAAAUUUAACUCAAAAUAAUUAAAAGAGAUUUUAAAAUGAAAAAGACCUUUAAAUAAGUAAGGAUUAAUUUAGCUUAAAGAAUAUUGAAACACAUAAAAUAGAUGAGGAAUUUAAAGAAUUAUUUACUUUAGACAAUUCUUAAAAAUAAAAUGAUGAAAAAUUAUAACUAAAAUGGUCUGAUUAUAUUAGGUAUUAUCUUUGGCCAUUUGGAAGUUUUGCUAAAAAGAAAAAGUAAAUUGAUUACUCUGUAGAAAAGAUUUACUAGCAUCUGGAUAUAAUUUAUAUAGUUAAGAAAUUAUUAGAGUUUGAAAAAGUUAAAUAAAUAUUGCUGAAUGAUGAUUAAAGGAAGCUCAUUUAAUUCUUCCCAAAACCUCUUAUUGAUGUAGAAGAAAUAAAAUAAGAAAAAAUGUAGGAAAAGAAAAUACGUCAAUCUCAAAAACUUAAAUAAAAGAAAUAAAAAGUAAAUUUACUAAAUGACCUUCAAAUAGAUGAAGAUUAAAGAGCUUAAGAAGCUCUUCAGUCACUUUAAAAUAUAAUAAAGCAACAAUAUUUAUCUGAGGUUGAUAAGAAAAUCAUAGAAAUGCUUGAUGAUUCAAUUUUUUAAAAUAUUUGUGGUAAUUAAGAAUGGUUUAAACAGUAAUAGAAUACAUAAGAAAUGAAAUUAAUCAAAUAGAUAGAUUAAGAUAACACCUAGACAUUAAGUAAUUAAAAUAUUAAUAAACUAGAUAGUAAUGACUCUUAAGUCUAAAAAAUUUAAAAUGAAUAAAAAGAUUUUCAAAGUUAUUUAAGUAAGUCUCUAGAUACUUCUUUUGAUAAAUAAAUGCCAAGCGAGGGAAGAAAAUCAUAAGAGUUUACAAGUUUACCUCAAAUAAAAAUAGAAAGCAAUUACCAAAAAUAUUAAUUAAAGGCAGCGGCAGGUAGAAGAAUGAUUAAUAUAUUUUCUAAACUUGAUUUUUAUGGAGUUGGACUGAGUUUGAGAUAUAAUGAAGAUUAGUACUUCUAAACAAAAUUUGGUGGUGUAAUUACCCUCAUAGUUGCAUUCCUAAUUGGAGUGCAAUUUAUUUUCAGCAUCAAAGAGGUGAUUGACAAGAAAAAUCCUGAAGUCAUAUAAUCUGAGUAAUACAAUCCUAAUCCAGAAAGAUUUGAUAUGAAAUAUGACACAUUCAAUUUUUGUAUUGGAGUAUAACACAGCGGAAACUAUUCUCAUUAUAUAGAUGAGAGUGUGUAUGAAGUCAUAGCAAAACAACAGAUAAUGCAAAGAGUAUUCAAUAAUUCUACAUAAUUAUAUGAAUAAAAAUACAUUUUUAUUGACAUUCCUAUGAAGCCUUGUACUCAUUCUAGCUUUGGAAUUGAAGAAACACAAGACUAUUUUUAGAAAUUACCUGGUGUAAAUAGAAUGUAUUGUUUGGAUAACGCACAAUAAGAUUUAUUUAUUUAAGGUAAUUAUGAUCAAAAUGAGUCAGGGAUAGUUACAAUUACAUUUUAAAAAUGCUCUAAUAAGGCAUAUUGUAGAUAAGAAGAUGAAAUAGAUAAAAUUUUAACUCAUUCAUUCGUUGCCUUUUACUCAACUGAUGUAAUCAUAGAUUCAAAAUAAUAUGAUGCCUUUUAAACAAUAGGACGUGAUUUAUUUUGGAACAUCUCUCCUACGGUGGCCAAAGACGCCUACAUUUUUUAUAGGAAUAUAUACAUUUAAAAUAAUGAAGGAUUUUUUUUUUCAGAAGUCAAUUAAUAAAGUACUACAACUUUUAGCUAUCAAUAAGAGCAGAUUAUUUUUGAUGAAAGCUCAUACUUCUUUACCCUUUAGUUGAGAAAUGAAAAAUAAAAGUAGACACUAAUCCAGAGAAACUAUAAGAAGAUUGAUAGACUUCUUGCUGAAAUUGGAGGCAUAGCUAAGGCACUUGUAAUGGUAGGCUGGGUGAUAUGUAUUCCUUUGAAUAGGCUCAUGCUAAACGAAAAGCUGAUGAACGAUUUAUUUAAUUUUUAGUAAAAGAGAGAUUUGAAGCUAAAGAAAAAAAAAUAGCAGAAAACUCAAGAUUAAAAUUCUGAUUCAAAAAAGUAAAUGCAAUACCUAUACAAUGACGCUAAAAUAAAAAUAGAUAAGGAUAAUAAUGCUUAAGAUUGCAACAAUAAAAUUUAAAAUUUGCAAAAAUAAAUAAAUUAAGAUGCUUUUCAUUCAAACAAUUCAAAUCAAAAAGAUUCAGCCCCACCAAAUUGUAAAACCCUUUCUAAUCAAUAAGAAAACUAGUAAGUAUAGACAAAAAAAGUUAAAAUAUUGAAUAAUUAGCUAAGUCUUGGGGCUUAAAAUGACCCAGACAAUUUAAAUGAUUAAUAAGACGAAGUUAAUAUUUAGCUGAGCUGGUAUUAGUAUAUAAGGUACUAUCUGUGGCCUUGGGGAGGAUUCAAAAAACUAAAAAAAUCAAUAGAAAAAACAGUUUCCUAAGUUCACCACCAUCUUGAUAUUAUUUAACUUGUUAGGUUUUAAUUAGAAUUUGAAAAAAUUAAACAAUUAUUAUUUGAUGAAGAUCAAAUAAAAUUGUUAUAGUUUCUACCUAAGCCAAUUAUCAACUUGGAUGAAAACAAAGACAAUAACAUAGACCCAAAGUACUCUUCAGCAGUUUCACUUGAAAAUAACUCUAUAUAUUAUAAAAAACAACAGUCUGAGUAAUAGAUAAAAAAUGAGGUUGAAAAAGCUUUAAAUAAUAUUGCAACCCCAAAAUACAACAGAAAAUACAAUUUUGAUCGCAAAUCUAGGAUUUUUAAAAAAAUAGAAACUAGCUAUUACAUUGACGAGAGUUGUGGUGAUGAUGUAAAUAGUGAAAAUAUUACAGUUCAACCUUGUAUAAACACUAUUUAUUAAAGUUUUCCAUAAAAAAGUCAUCCAUCACAACAAUAAUUAAAAGAAAGUUCAUUAGAUAAAAACGAAUUACAAAACUUUUCAAAUAUAUCAAAUAUUUACAAAGAAAAUCCUAAAUAAUGUUAAUUAAAUAAAAUUUAGUAAACAAAUAAAUCUUCAUCUGAAUUAUCUAUUUCUUUAUAGCUUGAUAACUCUCCUAGUAGCUGUUUGAAAUAAGUUAAUCUUGAUGGAUAAGUUAAUAAAUUACCACAAUUUAAAAAACUUUAUUUUUCUUCUUAAGAUAUUAUAUUUAAGAAAAAUCCUGAGGUAAUUUAGUCAGAAUAGUACUAACCUAAUCCAGAAUAAUUUGAUAUGAAGAAAGACACUUACAACUUUUCUAUCGGGGUCUAGUACCCAAAAAAUUGUAGCCACUUCAUAGAUGAAUCUAUCUAUGAAGUAUUUGCUCAACAAAUAACUAUGUCUAAAGUAAAAAGCAAUAUAACUGGAUAAUUUGAGUAAGUUUGGAAUUAUUAAGAAAUUCCUAUGAAACCAUGCAAAAAAGAAAAUUUUUAAUUAAAUAGCACGAGCUAGUAUUUUAAUAAUUUGCCUAACAUCGACUAAAUGUAUUGCUUAGCCGAUGAAAAUUAAGAUGUAUUCAUACAAGGAAACUUUGAUUAAGACACUUACGCUUUAAUUAGAAUAGAAUUUAGACCAUGUGUUGGUAAAUCUUACUGCAGAAAAUAUGAUGAAAUUAUUAAAAUUCUCACUUCCUCUUAUGUUGCAAUGUAUAUGUCUGAUGUUAUAGUUAAUCCUGGAGAUUUAAAUCCUUUUCAGCAUGUAGGAAAAGAUAUAUUUUGGAAUAACUCACCUCGAGUUUCAAGAGACAUUGAUAUAUAUUUUAGAAAUAUAGUUAUGUAGAGUGAUGAAGGUGCCUUAUUUACAGAUAUAGGAACUCUAAAAUCAACCUAAUAUAGCUAUUUUUAAGAAUCAAUUAUUUUUGAGGAACAAAACUAUUUUUUUUCGGUCUAAUUAAGAUUCGAAAAGUAAAAAUAAACAAAUUACGUGAGAAAAUACAAAAAAAUAGAUAGAUUACUUGCAGAAAUAGGAGGAAUAGCAAAAGCUUUAAUUAUGAUUGGAUUUUUUUUUAUUCACCCAAUCAAUUAAAUAUUGUUAAAGCAAAACAUAAUCAAUGAUUUAUUCAUUUUCUAGAAAUGUUCAGAAAAAAAUGAAUAGAAUGAAACAAAACUUGGAAAACUAAUUUAAUGUAAUAGUAAAGUAAAAAUAUAAAAGUCAAAAAAAGAGGAUAAUAAUUUAAAAGGAUAAUAAAAUUUAAAAAAGUAACCUUUGAAAUUCUUUAAAAAUUCAUCUUAAUUAAAUCCAUAAAAAAGUCCUCUUACAAUUAAUAUUUCUGUGAAUUAAGACUAAAAGUAAAGCUCGUAAUAAAUUUCACCUUAACGUAUUAUUGAUUUAAACCAAUUUCAAAUAAAUUAAGAUGCGAGUAACAAAAAUAAGAAUGCUACAGGCUUAAAUAAAAUAAUAAACCAUAACAAUACAAAUACAUAAUAUGAAUAAAAUUAAUUUCAAAAAUUUUAACUUACAUGGAGCUAAUAUAUUAAAUAUUAUCUGUACCCAUGGGGUGAAAUUUAAAGAGUGAAACAAUUUGUGGAAUAAACAACUAAAAUCUUCUAUUAACAUCUAGAUUUAGGAGAAAUUAUAAAAAAAUAAAUUGAAUUUGAAAAAAUAAAAUAGAUUUUACUUGAUAGCGAUUAGGUAAAAAUAUUGGAAUAUUUACCAAAGCCAACAUUAGAUAUGUCUUAAUUAUUAAAUCAAAAGAGUAUUAAUCUUUCCAUUAUUUAGAAAUCAAUUAUUCAGUAAAGCCCAAUCCUGUUAAACUAACAAGAAUAAAUUUAAGAAUAAUAAAAGAUUGAAGAUGUCAAAGUUGCUGUCACACAUUUAAAAAAGAAAUUAGAAAUCAACUAGAUUGAUAAAAAAUUAUUAAAAAUAAUAGAAAAUAAUGGCUUUUGUCAUUUAAAUAAUCAUGAAGGAUUAAAUGAGACUGGAGUAAAUAAUAAAUAGACUAAUUUUUAGUCGAAAUACUCUGAAUAAAAUUAAUUAGAUGCUUUACUUGAGAAUACUAUUCCAUCUCCAUGUCUAGAAAAUUUGGAUGAAGAUAAAUUUAAAUAGCUAAUUUACAAUUCUAAGAAUAAAAUAUAGUUUAAUACGAAUGGGAAAGUAAACUAAAAGUACUUAGCGGAUAAGUCUACUGAGCUUUAGAAAAGAAUCAUUGAUGAUCCAAAUCAAUUACAUGCAUUUCUCUCUUCGUCUUCCUGUGUUCUUGGAAUUGCAAAUCCAGAAAUCAGUGAGGAUGGUUAAAUAAAUAGUUUUCCAUAAACUAAUAGCUACAUAUCUUCAAAUAAAUAUAUUAAAAACUGA